AUGAAUCCUUCGUUCAUGGUCCGAAUUGAUUCACUCGAGCACCCAAUCACGAUAAACCUUAGAAUAUAUAAUAAACCAAAAGAAAUAAUAAAAAAAAAUNAUAUUCGGCGAAUGAAGUUUGCAGAUCUCCGUGUGUACAGCGACUACUGGGAUAAGUGGACUAUAGGGCUCGGUGUGAGUUUGGGCAAUGUCAUGUUCCAGAAAGGAUGGCGUACCUUUCUUCAUGAUAAUGAAAUAUUUGAAGAGGACACCCUUAUUUUCAGACAUAUUACUCUUAACCUGUUUGAAUUAAAAUAUUUUAAUAAACAAGGGGGCUUAAAAUGCCCUCCUCAAUUGGGAGAUCUACCACCAUAUGAUGGUCAAAACGAUUUUAUGACAUAG
Molecule: messenger RNA, 381 nt
Organism: Striga asiatica
Lineage: Eukaryota; Viridiplantae; Streptophyta; Magnoliopsida; Lamiales; Orobanchaceae
Source: the annotation of a GenBank genome assembly